This is a messenger RNA of Alternaria arbusti, 1983 nucleotides long. RefSeq lists its product as uncharacterized. The transcript is spliced from 3 exons. The record is from RefSeq and is a predicted model, not a curated record. Gene Ontology annotation, molecular function: protein dimerization activity. NCBI's taxonomy places the organism in Eukaryota, Fungi, Ascomycota, Dothideomycetes, Pleosporales, Pleosporaceae. The coding region runs from base 1 to 1983 and encodes 660 amino acids.
AUGAACAGCUCGACUGCGCAGUCGUGGAGUGCUGCCGAGCACUUCCAAAUGGACCCGCCCGCUGAAGACUUUGCCGGCGCUGAAUUCAUCGACUUCGACAAUCUUGACCUGCACUUCAGCAUCGAUGGGUACAAUCACGAAGGACCCGCCUCUAAUGGGAACCAACUCGCCGAUCUGACCGAGUCGCUCAAUGUCCACCAUCUCCAGGGCCAGUUUCCCCCGCAACUUCCCCAGGACCACCAUCAUGGCCCCAACACCAGACAGCACGCCCAGAAUCUGCCUGGCCAUGGCUUGUCCCAGUCAGCCAACACUUUCUUCGACUAUGGCAUGGCCCAGUACAGCCAGGCUGGCACCCCGUCUUUCACCCAGGCCCAGGACCAGAUUUACCGCCCACACCAGGGUGUUCCGCCCACGCCAAAUAGCAUAGAAAUGCAUGGCGACCCCCAUCGCUAUCUCCAACAAUCAGAUCACCACCAGUCGCUGUUCGACCAGAGAUAUCAUAUGCGCAAGGACGAUGCGACUUUCACCCCACUAGUUUCGCCUGCCGUGACGCCCCACGAUGCGCGCUUCCAGAUUCCCGACUUCACAAUGCCCGGAGCCUACUUCAGCCCUCUUACAUCCCCUGCCUUGAAUGCCCAGAGCCAACAGCAUGUGCACCACCAGUCGCAGCACACAACGUCCGGGAGCUCGACAGGCCACUCGCCCAUCGAUGUGGAUACGGACAUGCUAGGGGAACCUGCCCUGGUGCCACAGGAACAAGGACGCAGGAGUCUACGGAGUACCAACAAAAGGAAUGCGCCGCGCACAAACGGCAACGGCCGUGUACGACAGUCCCCUAUCGUUAAACCUAACAGGCGGAAAGCAACUGUGUCCUCUCUCAUUCCACCCAAGGAGGUGACCGAACUCAUGCAGGAUGCGCGACUGACACGCCCGUCUGCCAACGGUCUGGAUGUGCCAAGGACUCGUGAAAGCUCAGAAACCGAUUCUAUAUCUCCUGAGCCUAUGCUGUCGGAGAUGCGACCGCCGCCGAAGCCUACUUCUUCAACAGCUUCCCCUGCCAUGAUGGCCCAGCGCAGCAGCCAGAACGGCACUCCGGCCACUCCUGCAUCUCUCAUGCGGAUACAACCUUCGCCCGAUGUCAGUGGCUCCCAAGAAGCACCACCAAUGCUGGAGGAUCUCACCCUACCAGAGGCAUCACUAGACAGACCAGGGCUAUCAAGAAUCGACACAGCUAUCCGGAAUGGUGAUGGUGACGCCUCUCGUAUGUCUGCGCGGAAGACACCCAAGUUGAAUCCUCUGAGCACGCCAGGCGCCUCCAUGUCAGCCAGACCUAGUCCGAUGCUGGACGCCAUGUCUACCCCAACGAGUCCAGCCUUCUCUAUAACUAAUGGCAAGAAGGACCCAAAACUGGCGCGCAACCCCAAGAAGAGGAACAGCGUUAGCUCGAGUCUUGUCAGCCCUGCAUUGAGGCCCAAGAUCUCACCAAGCAUAAAGCCUUUACUACCCGACGGCGGAAGUGCAUCCAAGUCAAACUACCAGAACAUACUUGAUGGCACCACCGUCCCCGGAGUCGUCUACCCCACAUCACUUUCCACUAACCUCACUUCAAAACGCACAUCUCACAAGAUCGCCGAGCAAGGCCGCCGAAAUCGCAUAAAUAUGGCCCUCCAAGAAAUGCAGGCUCUUCUCCCUUCACCGCAGCUUGGUGCUAUUCCAGACGCCAAAAGCCCCGAUACAAACGCCCAAAACUCCAACAACUCCAAAGCGGCAAAGGUUGAAAGCGCCAUCGAAUACAUCAAGCAGCUGAAACAGGAGGUAUCGGAGCGGGACGACUUGAUCAGCCGAAAGGACAAAGAGAUGGAUGCACUGAAAAAAGAGCUCGCUGCGCUGAAGGGGAAAGGAUCAGAGGUUUUGACUCCCGAGGCAGCAGCCCAGCUCAAGGCUGAGCCCUCUUCCAGCCCCAACACUGAGAACGAGACUUGA